AUCUUUUGAAUUUCAGGAUAAAAUAAUAUUAUGAAGUUUAAACGACGGAAAAUUUAAUAUGUGUGAGUCGCUAAACUGAUCCUUGUUAGGUCGGGCUUAAAUAAAAUUUCUAUCGGAAACGAAGAAAAUAAGUUUGGCAGAGACGUUGGAAUAUAUUGCAAAUAUCAUAAUGUGGAUACUGUCGCAUGAUUGGUUGUUUCUGGGUGUUUUGUGGAUUACGUCAUUGACUUUUAUUUACGCUCAAGAAAACUCCGUGCAAGCUGUAUCCGAAGGCACAGAUUGCAGAUGCAAAUGUAUUUUAACAACAAAAGAUGGAGAAUUAUGUGAAGGAAGUUUGGUCGGAGGACAGAGAAAAAUUAUUUACUUGGUAGAAACCAUAUCGGGAGGAACAGACUGCAGAUGUUCGUGCAACACACCCCCACCUGGUGGAUGCGACACGCCUGCUGAAUUUGUUGAUCCAAAUGAAGAUUUAAGUCCAGGGAGUCCUGGAAGCAAGAUAAGACAACCAUCAAUUAAUUUAGUAGAAUUGCAUAGCAGUAUAUCAAACAUGGUCGCAGCGAUGGUGAUGUUGGAGAAAGCAGUGACGGAAAAAAGUACUGAAGACGAUAUUAGAAUCAUGAAACAAAAUAUCAAAAAAUCCAUUUUUCAGGUCGUGUCGAAUUUGAAAAGCACAAAUGGAUCGUAUCAAGAUUUGUUGGAUGAUUUAGAUUUGAAUUCAGAGGACAAGGAGACAACAACAGUUGGGACAAAUCCCACUACUCUAGGUACCACAACAUCCACCGAAAACGGAAAAAUCUUCGAGCCAUCGUCCUCCAUUAAUGAGACAGAAGGUAUCGUAAAACCAGCACUGAUGGACGUCGUUGUGGACAGAAUUGGAGUCGCUCCAUUGAUUCCGACAUCUACCUCACACAGUAGAAUCUCCUCUACUGAAUAUCAACCAGAAGAGUUGGCGCCUUCUACAAAUACGUCAACACAAACGCAACGCACAACCACCCAGACCGUUACUGUGAAAAAUUCUACAGCUCCAAAUAUUACAACAUAUAGUACUAAUCCGUCAUCUGAAGCUAUCGAAUCAACCACUGAGACGAUACAAAAAAACACUUCCCCACACCAAUCAAACUUGUCCCGGACUGAUACUGAAGAGAAAGAUUCGAUCUUGGAAGAGAAAGAACCAAAACAGGACACUGACUUUGAUAAUUACAGCACUUCUGUACAAGUUAGCACUAGAAAUCCUACUAGCCGUACCCACUUAAGAAUAGUUAGACCGAAAAUAGUUUUCAACCCUUACCGUGCAAAGGAAAGAAAAGCAACAACAACAACUUCCAAACCCGAAUCUACUACAACGACACCCAGCGAGAAUGAGGAAGAAUAUGAAUAUGACUACCAUUAUUUUGACAUAGACGGGGAGAAUGAACAAACAGAAACAAGUAAAGCGACGACGAUUCAAUCAGCUCAUACGUCUGCCCCUAUUACUACAACAACUCCGACCACUAUUGUACGCUACACGACAACUAUAACAACAACGGCGUCUUCAACCAUUGAAAAUGGCAAUUCGUAUCCUGAUUAUUUGGAUCAAUACGAAGAUGAAAUAUAUGAUUAUGACGUCACUGAGAAACCCACCACGAUGACGACAACUACAACCACUCAGACUACCACUCCCAUGAAACUAGGUACCACUCCCAUAAAAAUAGAUCCCUGUGGAACAUUGUUUAGUUUUUCCAAACCCAGAAAAGUGAGUCGCUUUGGUAGACGUGAAGGAGCUUGGAUGAAAGAUCCAGUGCAUUCUGAUACUGAUAGAAGUCGUGCAAGCAAGAUAUACGUCGCUAAUUUUUAUUAUGGAAGCAAUUUGAUUGAGUUUGACAGUGUGGAAGCAAUAAGGGAGUUACGAUAUCAGAAAUCUUACAAUCUUCCUCACAAGUGGAUAGGAACUGGUCAUAUUGUGUACAAUGGUUCUUUUUAUUACAACAGAGCAUUUUCAAGAACGUUGAUAAAAUAUAACUUGAAGUAUAGGUUUGUUAGUGCAUGGAGUCAUCUAACUAACGCCGUAUACGACCCAACUACACCAUUCACAUGGCGAGGUCACUCUAUGGUUCAUGUUGUUGCUGACGAAGACGGUUUAUGGGUAAUUUUCCCCGCACGUGAUCCGUUUGACCCAUACGCUACACUAACGUACGUGAUAAACAAAAUUAAUCCUGUGGAUCUACGGAUCCUGGAAUCACAUAAAAGUAAAAUAAGGCAAAGUGUAUCUCACGUAUUCAUGAUAUGCGGCGUAGUGUACAGCACAGACCGAUAUAAUUCUCGCAAUGCAAGAGUAACUCACGCAUUUGACACCCGAACCCGGGUUCAAAGGUCAUUUUACAUUGGAUUCGAAAACAUGUUUUCAUAUUCCGUUCAAUUUUCAUACAAUCCAAAAGAAAGGAAAAUGUAUUCUUGGGACAAUGGACGACAAGUGGAAUACCGUGUCAACCUUAUGCACUAAAAACGUUAGCUGAUUGAACAUCAGCGUUUUAUUGAACACCAUUUGGAGUUCCGUACAAACCACAAGAGAGCGCAGUCAUUGACAAGCAGAAUAAUAUCAGAAUAACAAAGAAGUGAUGCAAGACGACGCUUCUUCCAAUGAUGGCGCGUAUCUCGGUGAAUUAUGACUUUCAAUGCAAUAUAUUGCUCGCAUCCUAUAGAUUUACAUUGUAUUAUCUGUUCCACAAUUUUACCACUUUUGCUCUCAUUUUUAUUUUGAUUGAAUCAAAUUGUAUAUGUUUUUUACUAUUUUAUGUCGUACUAACCAAUAAAAUGAAAAUUUUUGUCCUUAA
Styela clava is the source of this 2810-nucleotide messenger RNA. RefSeq lists its product as uncharacterized. The record is from RefSeq and is a predicted model, not a curated record. Lineage: Eukaryota; Metazoa; Chordata; Ascidiacea; Stolidobranchia; Styelidae. Gene Ontology annotation, biological process: signal transduction.